Colossoma macropomum (tambaqui) is the source of this 3498-nucleotide messenger RNA. RefSeq names its product ubiquitin-like 3a (gene ubl3a). NCBI's taxonomy places the organism in Eukaryota, Metazoa, Chordata, Actinopteri, Characiformes, Serrasalmidae. The record is from RefSeq and is a predicted model, not a curated record. The coding region runs from base 702 to 1055 and encodes 117 amino acids. The transcript has 5 exons. Gene Ontology annotation, molecular function: protein binding.
CGCGGGGGCGGAUCGCUCGUAUCUACAUACCAAACAACGCCGCGCCUUUUUAUCUCUGAGCCCAGCAAAGCAGCUCCGUUUUGGCCGCUCCGCUUUUUCUGCCCCCGCCAACUGCCGCCAUGUUUUUGUGAGGCAGAAUGACAGCAGAGAGAGCGCAGAGGAAGACGAACGUAGACUGUGAAAAACCCUACAUAUAACAGUGUUUUUUAAUCGUUUGGAUGCCCGGUUUUCUCAGUAACGACAUUACGACGGAAGUCAUUUUGUAGGAUUAAUUUGUCAAAAGCAAGGAUUUCCUCAGAAAAGGUCAAGUCUUGGAUGUUAUAAUACACUAAUAUUCUAUUUUUCGUACGGCGUACGACACUUUUUUUUUUUAACAUAUCAUUUCGUUCAGGAUGGGACGGAAUCCUCCCACGUAAAAACGAGAAUUACAUUUUUCCUAUCUUUUUUUUCGUACGUUCUGUGCUACCAUGAGAAGUAAACGAAUUAGAUGCGUAUUUAAAGACGAACACGUUGCUAUAUACUUUUAAAACCUCCUUUGUGUUUACAACUUCGUACGAACGGCAGGAGUAACAAAAUCAACACGAGUGUUUUUUUCUGUGGUAAAGUGGUUGGUUUCAGGUUAUCCGUGGUGAACUGUCAAACAAGGAAGGAAGAAAAGUUUUUUUUACCUAAAGUGACUUUGCAAAGAAAGAGGACAAAAGAUGACGGGCAGUAUCCCAGCUGAUAUGAUCAACUUGAGGCUCAUCUUGGUGAGCGGAAAGACAAAGGAGUUUCUGUUCUCUCCCAAUGACUCGGCUGCGGACAUCGCCAAGCAUGUGUAUGACAACUGGCCAAUGGACUGGGAGGAGGAGCAGGUGAGCAGUCCCAACAUCCUGCGGCUCAUCUACCAGGGCCGCUUUCUGCACGGCAACGUCACGCUAGGAGCUUUAAAACUGCCCCUUGGAAAAACAACAGUGAUGCAUUUAGUUGCUAGAGAGACGCUGCCCGAGCCAAAUUCCCAAGGCCAGAGAAAUCGGGAGAAAACUGGAGAGAGCAACUGCUGUGUGAUUCUGUAAAGAUGUCCCUUUAUCCAUGAUCCAGUGCAUUCUGUAGUUUCCUAUGCUGCUGAAAAACAAACAAACAAGGACAUCAAACAGAAGACUAGUCCAUACAUGUGGGCAGUCUAGAGUGUCUUGGUCACAUUUUGCCAUUUGUAAAGCCUAGUAUAAAAUGCAGCAGAUGAUGAAACAGAAUCCCUCUUUAUAACAUUUCAUCAGUUUCUUUGUCUCCCUCUCCCUCCCUCCCUUAUUCACACAUCCAUAUACUGUCAUAUACUGUAAUCUCUCUCUCUCUCUCUGUCUCACUUUCAUACUGCUUUCUCACUUGUCCUUUUCUUCACACAUAGUCACAUGCACACUCCCCUGUCGAUUUGCACAUGGAGGAAACACUCUUGUUUCAGAUUCCACUCAGAUGAAAGAGCAGGAGGCUUAGCAGAGCAGAGCUCCAUGCUUCUGUACCUCCUGCUUAGACAAAACAGAGGGAGAGAAGACCGGGGAAUAUGACAGUGUUUGACAAACUGUUGAGUUCAGCCGAUGCACCAGACAUGGGCUUGGCAUUUCCGAUUCACUUCCUCCUUUGUGUCUCCAUUGGGAAGGCAAAGGCACUUGCCACUAAUAGCAGCAGUUCACACAGUAGUGAAUUAACCUCUGCAUUGCUGUAGUCCUGUUUCUCCUCAGUAUGUCAGACCACAGAAGCAAGCAUUUAACCACUGAGUGAAUUAACAUCUGUAGUCAAUUGUUUGCAGCACAGCAGACCAAACAUUAAUGUGCCUGAUCGAUGUUAAUGGCUAUUUUUUUUUUGUUUUCUCUCUUUGUAAUGAACUCUGUUCGUCUUUUGAAGUGCACAUUUUAUGGAUAUAGUUCCAAAUGCUGACAGUGCAAUCCUUGGCUCACAGAUGCAAAUCUAGUAGUUGCAAGUCAGAUGGAAAUGCAGACUUGAUUCUGUCACUAACCAGGAAGGCUGAAGGGUUGCUGUUGCAUGGUAACAUUUUCUGUCAGCGGGUUAUUUGAUUGACCAACCAGUGUUUUGUUCACCCUUACUAGAUAGUUUUGAUUCCUCCUCAUAGAGGAGUUUUAAGAUAAAUUUCCUUUAUUUUUUUAAAGGUGCAAGGGGCAGGAUUGUUUCUUUAAAUAGCAUUAACUGAUCGAAAUAAAAUGGUUGUCCCUAAAUUAAAGUUAUUCACUGACAUUUGUUAUUGUAGCUCAAGUUGUUUCUGUCCCUCAGAUAGUCAGAUCGGUGCUUGCUAAGAGUGUGACAUUGUAACGAUCAGCUCCAGUCAGCCACUCACUGCAGCACUGCACUUGCGUCCCAGCUCUAGUGACAUUAAGUUGUGUAACAACAUAACUUUUGUCAUUUUUUUCUUCAUUCAAAUGUUGUUUAGAAUAUCGUGAGAAUGCAGAAUCAUGGAGCCUUGAAUUACAUUAAAUCCUGUUAUCAUUACAUUGGUAGAGCAUGCCCAUCAUAACAUAUUGAUAAUUGGUUUGAAAGCCAAGACCAAACAGCUUCUAAAGAUUUAGCUAACUAGCUUUUCCGUCUGAAACUUCACAAAGCUAAAGAAUUAAAUUUGUUACCAAUGCGUCAGUCAGGGGUGAAUAACGGAAUUUUCUCAUAGAAGGAGAAUACUGUGGGCACUAAGGGAAUAUUGGACAGUGAGCUAUUUAACAAAAGUGUGACUUAAUCCACUAACAUUAGCUGGGCAGUUACUCUUUUUUUUGGUCAGUUUCUUCAGCUACAACAUGGUAAUGCAAAUGGUCUAGUGUGGGAGCCUCAUAACAUAUAUAUGAAGACAGAAUUGUGACAGUGUUUAGAAAAAAAAAGCCAGGUUUUGUUCAUUUGACAGCAGAGUGAACUAUUUUAAUUUAGUGGUGAUAGAAAUCACUGCUUGUGCUUCAAGCCAGAAGACAUAUAGGAUAUGAAGUUUUGUUCUCUCUUACCUGUCUGAUGAAAUGAUACAUUUGCACAGCACUAAAGCAUGUGCUAUUUUAUCUUUGUUUGUUUGAUUUGUUUCCCCCGUUUUCUUUUGAUAUUUUGUCCAAAUGGGAAUUCAGACUCAAGGUUAUAUUUGUGUAGAGUAUAUUUAAAAUGAAUCAUAUAGAGGAUAUGACAAUAGAUUAUUGAUAUAGCUGUAUCGGUGUCUAGUGUAUGAUUGUCUAAACAGUUUAUUAGCAGUGGGAAAUGUCAUCCGCUGAUGUCUUGUACUUUACCAGCAAAAUCCCCUAACAAUAAAAAUUAUUGUAUUGUGUUUUCUUCUAUUCAUUUUUUUCAAAUGUUAAUUUUUUUUUUAUUUACUCAUACUUUUUAACACAGCACUAGCUCAUCAGACUACAGCUUAUUCUGAUCAGGGUUCAAAUAUGUACAGCGCUGAAAUUUUCAGAAAUGAUUGUAAAUAGAAACUAAUGGUAUCUCCAAACUACAAAUGGAAUUACAUCUAUAAAUUGAAUAAAGAAUAUUGAAGUGAAA